UCUUUCACACAUUUCACUAGACAGUCAGCAGAAGAGCAAGCUUUGCAAAUUUUUCUUUUUCAAACCAAAAAGAAUUUAAUAAAAUAAAGUACUAUACAAUAUGGAUAGACCAAUUGUCUGGGCUCGCGUCAUCAAGGUGCUGGGACGCACCGGCUCUCAGGGUCAGUGCACACAAGUGAAGGUGGAAUUUCUGGGCGAAAAUAAUCGUCAGAUCAUCCGCAAUGUGAAGGGACCUGUGCGUGAAGGCGACAUUCUCACGCUGCUGGAAUCUGAACGUGAAGCUAGACGUCUGCGCUAGGAAUGAAAAUGGAUUCUCUCUUCUGUCUUCUGACAACAAUAAACGAACGAAGAAAAGUUGAGGCAGCAAUAAAAACGAUAUACUAUGUUUGCAUAAACUUUAAUGUGCAUGCCAAAAGCAUUUAAUUAAACUUGUAAAUUUGAGCUGCUAAACCGAAAG
This is a messenger RNA of Drosophila albomicans, 457 nucleotides long. Its product is annotated as 40S ribosomal protein S28-like. The transcript has a single exon. The coding region runs from base 101 to 298 and encodes 65 amino acids. The record is from RefSeq and is a predicted model, not a curated record. Gene Ontology annotation, cellular component: cytosolic small ribosomal subunit; ribosome. Lineage: Eukaryota; Metazoa; Arthropoda; Insecta; Diptera; Drosophilidae. Gene Ontology annotation, biological process: ribosomal small subunit assembly; translation; maturation of SSU-rRNA. Gene Ontology annotation, molecular function: structural constituent of ribosome.